Messenger RNA from Vespula vulgaris, 2845 nucleotides. Its product is annotated as zinc finger protein 135-like. The coding region runs from base 556 to 2820 and encodes 754 amino acids. The record is from RefSeq and is a predicted model, not a curated record. Gene Ontology annotation, biological process: regulation of transcription by RNA polymerase II. NCBI's taxonomy places the organism in Eukaryota, Metazoa, Arthropoda, Insecta, Hymenoptera, Vespidae. The transcript is spliced from 7 exons. Gene Ontology annotation, molecular function: DNA-binding transcription factor activity; RNA polymerase II cis-regulatory region sequence-specific DNA binding.
UUAAGAUUGAUAAAAUUCAUACAUAAUGAUUUUGAUAUUGGAAAAAGCUACAUUACGUUUUCAUUUUAUAUUUUGGAUAUUAAAAAAACCUAUAUUAUUUUUUAUUUUGACGAACAUGAACUUGACUUCGAUAGUUACUCAUCAGAUUUGCGUUGUGCCUGUAAUGGCCGACUUCGCGAUUCGCUUAUCACUUCCCUAACUUCAUGAUUGUUGUGUACGGCAAUUGUUUGCGCUGAAGUUCGUCUCUAAUGGAUUUGUUAUUACCGUUGAUGCCGGUUGAAAGUGGUGAUUCUUUUUGAAAACAGAAUAACUACAAAUAAGUGGACUUUUUACAAGAAAGCUGACAUAUCAGGUCAGAUAAAAUGACUUUGUUCGGUGCUUUUAUAAAUUUAGAUUGUGUAUAUUUUUUAUCGUUCGACGUCAGGUUAGCUCUUCUAUAAAAAAAAUUGUGUGCAAAUUUAAUUUAAAUUUAGAUUAGAUUAAGAGACAUUUGAAUACAAUUAAUAGAUAAAAGAUUAGGUAGAUUGUUAUAAAAAAGAGUUAUAAAAAAAAAAGAUGGGAUCAUUGAAUCUAAUUUGCCCGAUGUGCUGUGGUGAAACAUUUAACGAUCCACAGUCUUUGAAGUACCACUUGCUCAGCAUGACGGACAAUUUGUAUUGUCCUGGAUGUUCGCAGCGUUCAGAUUCGGUAAUGGCGUUGAUACAACAUUUGGAUCGAUGUGGCCAAGACUCAGAACAGGAGAUACAUCAAGUUAAUAAAGAAAAUAUGGAGCAAGAAACUUCGAAAGAAACUGUCACAGCUUCCGAAGUUUUAAUGGAUACAAAUAUCGAGCAAAUUAAUCAAACCUUUUUAGCAACUGUAAAUAAUAGUGGUAUUAUGAUAGUAGGAGGAUCUGAAACCAUUCAAGUUGAUGAAAAUGGAGACAUUAAAGUAAUAGAAAAGAUGGACACAGACAAAUCACAAGUAGAUCAUAAUUCACUGGACUUCAAUAUGACUGAAAAAUUAAACAGUAUUAUUAAUGAAACAGUAGAAGAAUCUUCAACUUCAAAUUCAUUAGUGACUCCAUCAACAUCUGGCAUAGAAGAUAAAUCAGCAGAUAAAAAUAUAAUUACCAUUUUAUCCAGUAGUUCUGAACUUUUGGUUGGAGAUACUAGUACUUUGAUAAAUUUGGACCAUAUAAAUGAUGUUGGUGAAAUUAAUGAUCCUGCAUUACUUCGUGUUAAGCAGGAAAUCUGUGAGCUAGAACCAGAAGCAGUUUAUAGUUGUACAAGUUGUGACAUGAGCUUCAAUUCUGUUUUGGAACAUAUAAAACAGUAUCAUGAUGGUCAAGAAGUAUUGCUUGAAAUGGCAGAGCCAUUAGAUGAGUUACCAUCCGUACCUACGACUUCUGCUACUGUUCCAAGUGAAUCUGAGAAUGCUAUUAAUCCACAACCUGAAACUAUGAAUACCCUUUGUAGCGAAGAAUGUGUAGAUAGCGAAGGAAGAUUAUAUACUAGAAAAGUUGUACAAAUAGAAAAAUUUUGGGAUAAAACUUCAACCGCACCACCGACUCAAUCCACGAAGGCGCCGAUGAUCGAGAAAUUUUUUUCUAAUGUAGAAGGCGUGAAGGUGAGUGAGAAAACUACAGCUCCCACUGCCCCUUCGAAAAUGUACAAAUGUAAUCAGUGUUCGCAGCAAUUUACAAAAUUAGCAUGUUUUGAAGAACAUAUAUGUCCUAAUGGUAAUAAUCAUUGUGACAUUUGUGAUCAAGCAUUUGCUACACCAAACGCAUUACAAAUUCAUUCAAAGAUACAUGAAGGUGACACUGAUUCUAAUCAACAAGUGUUCCUAUGCACUACAUGUGGUACUGAGUUUUGUUCGCACAAAAGCUUACGAUUGCAUUCUCGAAUGCAUGCGCCAGUGAGAGCACGACAUGUCGAUGCACCAGAAGGAACUCUUGACGCAACAUUUACUUGUCCUGAGUGUGGUAAAACCUUAUCAGAAUCGUAUAAAGAAGCACACAUGUCGCUGCAUACAGGUGAUUCCGUAACGUGUACAAUAUGUAAUAGAAAGUUUGAUUCUGCCGAUAGUUUGGCGAUGCACGCUGCAGUGCACAACGAAUUGAGUCAGUCACAAUCUCCGACUCCUCCCGUUGUAAAUGAAGUAAGUGAAUCUGUCGAAACACAGAAACCUUAUCAAUGCCAACACUGCGGUCGACGAUUUACUAGACCACAUGAGAAAGUAAAACACGAACGUAUUCAUACUGGAGAGAAGCCUCAUGUUUGCGAAGUUUGUGGUAAAACCUUCCGUGUUUCAUACUGCUUGACAUUACAUAUGAGGACGCAUACAGGAGUAAGACCAUAUGGAUGUCAACAUUGUGGCAAAAGAUUUAAAGCUUCUUCAGUAUAUAAUCAUCAUUUACUUACGCAUGGAGAAGAGCGUGCUUAUACUUGUCCUUACUGUCCCAAAACUUUUAAAACCAGAGUUCAAUUAGCUGGUCAUAAGAACAGUCAUACAAAGCCAUUCCGUUGUACUGAAUGCUCCAGACCUUUCGCAUCCUUAUAUGCAGCAAGAGCACAUAUCCAAACACACAAAAAAGAUAAUAAUUUAAAGUUUAGUUGCUAUGUCUGUGGUGCAUCUUAUGGCAGAGCAUUUGCUUUAAAAGAUCACUUGAAACAGCAUGGUCAAGAUACAUCGAUUCCACCGGAACCUGCCCGAGAAGAAGAAGUACGCGAAGGCGAUAACUUCUUGUUUCCAGAAGAGGAUAUGGAAGAUGAUAAAUUAAUUAUACCACCUUCUGUAACAGUCGCACAAUCUUCUGGGGCAGAAGAUACAGAUUAAAAUCGUGAUAAUCUAGUCGUUUUAA